Acipenser ruthenus (sterlet) is the source of this 2607-nucleotide messenger RNA. RefSeq names its product NAD kinase b (gene nadkb). The transcript is spliced from 12 exons. The coding region runs from base 101 to 1558 and encodes 485 amino acids. The record is from RefSeq and is a predicted model, not a curated record. NCBI's taxonomy places the organism in Eukaryota, Metazoa, Chordata, Actinopteri, Acipenseriformes, Acipenseridae. Gene Ontology annotation, molecular function: NAD+ kinase activity. Gene Ontology annotation, biological process: NADP+ biosynthetic process; NAD+ metabolic process.
AGAUUUACUAAUCACUGUCGUCGUGGCAAAUGACACAGAAGUCAAGGAGUUCUAUUCAGAAACGGGAUAGACGGCAGUUUAAUUAUCUCCAGUGUAACUAAUGGAGAGGGCUGAGGAGACAGAUAAUUUUAUAAGUGUUGCUCAGGUGCCUGUAUAUGAACAGCUGGACAGAUUGUCCGAGCAUAACUCGGAUCCAGAAGAAGUCAUUCAGCCCCAUAGGAGACAGGCAAGGCGAGAGAAGGUGCCCAAGGAGCCAAUGGAUGUGAAAAUUCCACAAGAGAGGAAUGUGGAUCAAGAGCAGGUGCACAGAAGCAGAGAUGAGCAGUUACCAGGGCGACCGGAGAACACAACAACUGAAUCUCCUAAGAGAUGGGACAGGUGCAGACGAGGACACUUUCUUCAUGGACCAUAUCCAGCAACACACUUUGGGCCCAAGGCCUGUAUUCUUCCUAAUCCUACUUCUGUCAUGCACAUCCAGGAUCCAGCCAGUCAGAGGCUCACCUGGAGCGAGCCUCCCGUCAAUGUCCUUGUCAUUAAGAAGAUCCGGGACGAGAGUCUGCUGGAACCCUUCAAACAGCUCUGCAGGUUCCUGGUUGAGGAGAAGCAGCUGGUGGUUUAUGUUGAGAAGAAGGUGGUGGAGGACUCUGCUCUUUCAAACGACGAGGCUUUUCAUACUAUCCGAAAAGAGCUGUGCUCUUUCAGAGAAGGAUAUGAUGAUAUUUCCAAAUGUAUAGACCUGAUUGUCUGCUUGGGGGGUGACGGAACACUUUUAUACGCAUCUUCUCUGUUCCAGGGCAGUGUUCCUCCAGUCAUGGCAUUCCAUCUAGGCUCUCUGGGGUUUCUCACACCAUUCAAAUUUGAAUCAUACAAAACAGAGGUGACCAAGGUUUUUGAAGGAAAUGCAGCCAUAGUCCUCCGUAGUCGUUUGAAAGUGAAGGUGGUGAAAGACAUAAAGCAUGUACAGGAGACUGUAAACAAGUACAAAGUAGAAGAAAACGGACUUGUCCCGCAGAGCCACACUGACAAAGAGGCUGGAACCAUUACCAUUCAAUUACAGGCGCUCAAUGAGGUGGUUGUGGACCGAGGACCUUCCUCUUAUCUUUCCAACGUGGACUUGUAUCUGGAUGGGAGACUGAUUACCUCCGUGCAGGGAGAUGGUGUGAUCGUGUCGACGCCGACGGGCAGCACAGCGUAUGCCGCUGCGGCAGGGGCUUCCAUGAUCCAUCCCAACGUUCCAGCCAUCAUGGUGACUCCCAUCUGCCCACACUCCCUCUCAUUCCGACCCAUCGUCGUGCCUGCUGGAGUGGAGCUCAUGAUAAUGUUAUCUCCGGAUGCCAGGAGCACAGCGUGGGUGUCUUUUGAUGGCAGGAAGAGACAAGAGAUCCAGCAUGGUGACAGAAUCAAAAUAACCACGUCCUGCUAUCCAGUGCCCUCCAUCUGCUGCCACGACCUGGUUUACGACUGGUUCGAGAGCCUGGCUGAGUGUCUGCACUGGAAUGUCCGCAAGAAGCAGACCAGACUGAGUGACUCUCCAGACUCCUCCGACAGCGAGAACUGAGGCACAACGGUACAAUGAUGGGGUCAGAAAACACAAACCAGGGCUUGCAGCUGCAAACUACAUGGCCAUUCUCCAAGAGUUUAGUGACCUUGAACAAGGCCUUUCAGAAACUGGCAAGAAACCACUUCAAAAUAAAAAGCACUUUUCCACUUUUGGAGUAAAAUAUUUUGUGUACAGAACAGGUUAUAUUUUUAAGCUGUUCUCACCUACUUUAAUUGGUUUUAUAUAUAUAUAUAUAUAUAUAUAUAUAUAAUUUUUAAUGUAGCAUUAAUUAAAGAAAAUAAGCUGUUGGUAAGUGCAUAAUUAAGUAAAGGCUGUUUCAUCCCCACAUCAAACAGAACCAUGUAAGAAUUAAAAGUACCGUACCCAUGGGAAAACUUGUGGAGUGCCUUGGGGGAUACCAAAACAAAUGUGCGAGUCCCCAGUCUUGUCACUUGAAAAGCUGAUGGAAAGAAUGUACAGUAACUAAAGGGUGAUCAUAGACAUACCAGUAACCUUACAUGCCCUGCCAGCUGUGCAUUUCCUAGGAGGGCAUCCCAGGAAAUGUUCUUUUCUCCCAGAGAAUACCAAGAAAUGGAUUUGCAUGAUGGCCAUGUAUGCCUAUUUAUCACCCCAAAAAACAAAAAAAUAAAUAAAACGACAAAGUGGAGGUGUUAGUUGUUUUGUAAUUAUAAGUGUUUUAUAUAAAAUAAUAAAAUCUCGAAAUAGUUAAAAUUGUACUCAAAGUCUAUUUACCUGUAAAAUAUGUUCAGUUGACUGGUUAUGUUAAAUUGAAAAUAGUAUUUGAUUUAACCCAGAUUUUGGUCUGUUUAGUUUUGUAUGUAAUGUGUUUCUUUAUUUAAAUGUCAGGCUAAAUAUUACCAACUCCCCUGUGAUGCUAUUUAAAGAUGAGCCAAAUCAAAUGUUUUUUUGUUUUUUUUUGUUAAACAUAGUAUGUAAAAAGUAAUCAUUUGCAUGCUUUGCUUUAGAAGCACAUGGUCUGUAUUAUAUUUAAUUCUUCACAUUAGUAUAAAAAGACAACAUCACUGCUUUCUUAUUUUUUAUUGCAA